UUGUGAGUGAAACAUGAUGAAAUCCCUCCCCGGACAAAUCAAAUGAGCCUGUCAACCUAACCAGGUGGGAUUACUUGCAACUAAUAGACUCGACUCCCAGAGCAAACAGAGCACAAGCAUUCAAACCGUAGCCGGAGAGGAACUAUUUAGUAGCUCAGGAACAUUCCACUACCAUGGCAAUGAAAAGCUGCUUCCCUUUGUAUCAGGUGUUAUCGUUGGUCACAUUUAGCAUCGGAGUACAUGUUUGCUUAGCAUUUACAGCAAAUCGUUUGAAAAGAUCAGAGGAAUGGGAUGAAGGGCCCCCAUCCGUCCUAUCGGAUUCGCCGUGGAUUAGUACAUCGGGGUCAUGUAAAGGAAGAUGCUUUGAACUGGAAGAAGCUCAAGCCCCUUUCUGCCGUUGUGACAACCUAUGCAAGAGUUACAUCAGCUGCUGUGCGGACUUUGAUGAGCAUUGUCUGAAGACAGGCCGUUCAUGGAGCUGCACAAGAGAUAGAUGUGGAGAGGUACGAAAUGAGGACAACGCUUGUCACUGCUCUGAUGACUGUCUGGCCAAAGGCGAUUGCUGCCCAAACUAUCAAGUCGUAUGCAAAGGUAGCACGCACUGGGUGGAUGAUGAAUGUGAAGAAAUUAAGUACCCAGAAUGUCCGUUAGGGUUUGUUCGUCCGCCUCUUAUUAUAUUUUCUGUUGAUGGGUUUCGUGCUUCAUACAUGAAGGAAGGACAUAAAAAAAUGCCAAACAUUGAUAAACUUAGAACAUGUGGAACGCACUCUCCAUACAUGAGACCAGUUUAUCCAACAAAAACAUUCCCAAAUUUGUACACUUUAGCAACGGGGCUUUAUCCAGAAUCACAUGGAAUUGUCGGGAAUUCAAUGUACGAUCCUGUUUUUGAUGCCAAUUUCAGCCUUCGCUCUCGUGAAAAAUUUAAUCACAGAUGGUGGGGAGGCCAGCCUAUUUGGAUUACUUCAGCAGAACAAGGGGUGAAGGCAGCUACUUUCUUCUGGCCAAUGGCUAUUGUUCAAGAACGAAGAGUUUUAACUGUAUUAAAAUGGCUCAGUUUACCCGACACUGAAAGACCAUAUGUUUAUGCGCUUUACUCGGAGCAGCCAGAUCAAGCAGGGCAUAAACAUGGACCUAAGAGCCCAGAGUUGGACGAUUACCUAACGGACAUCGACAGACUUGUAGGCAUGUUAAUGGAUGGCUUGAAACAAAUGAAGCUACAUAGAUGUGUCAACAUUAUCUUUGUUGGAGAUCAUGGUAUGGAGGAAGCUAGCUGUGAAAAGACUGAAUUUCUGAAUACCUAUAUAAACAUGGAUGACUUUUAUUUAUUGCCGGGUUCAUUAGGACGUAUGCGACCCAAGAGCAAUGGCAAACAUGAUCCCAAGGCAGUUGUUGCAAAUCUCACGUGUAAGAAGCCCGACCAACACUUUAAGCCUUACCUGAAGCAGCACCUUCCCAAACGUUUGCACUAUGCAAAUAACCGAAGGAUUGAGGACAUUCAUCUUCUGGUAGACCGAACGUGGCACGUUGCAAGAAAACCAAUGGAUGUCCACAAGAAACCAGGCAAUAAAUGUACUUUCCAAGGUGACCAUGGUUAUGACAAUAAAAUCAGCGGUAUGCAGACCGUCUUUAUAGGACAUGGGCCAACGUUUAAGUAUAAGACGAAGGUGCCGCCAUUUGAGAAUAUUGAGCUGUACAAUGUCAUGUGUGAUAUCCUUGGCUUAAAACCUGCUCCUAACAACGGAACUCACGGGAGCUUAAACCACCUUUUACGAGUUGCCUCCUAUAAGCCAACAAUGCCCGAGGACAUCUCCAAACCUCUGCCCAUAACCCUGAUUCCAUCCACCGUAAAUGAAGAGCUGGGAUGCUUGUGUGAUGACAAGAAUAAAGCCGAGGAGCUGAAUAAACGUCUUUAUCCCAAAGUAGCAGAUGACUUGGCAGUUGACGAACUUAGCAAUGAAAUUAAGGAGUUGCCUUCAAGAAAUGCAGAAUUGCACGCUGAGGAUGAGAUUAAAGUGUCCUUGAUGUUAGAAUGGUUAAGUGGUAGCUCGGAAGAGGCAGCCUCAACUAAUCCUUCAUUGGAAAGCAAGCAAGAUAAGUCUUCAGAGGCCGAGCAACCAGGUUCACUCGCAAGCAGAGCUGAUAAAAAUCUCUUGUAUGGAAGACCUGCAGUGUUGUACAAGACAAAGUACAGCGUUUUGCAUCACAGUGAUUUUGAAAGUGGUUACAGUGAAGUAUUUUUAAUGCCCCUCUGGACUUCUUACACAGUUUCAAAGCAGGCAGAUCUAUCUGGCAUCCCGGAGCACUUGGUUAAUUGUGUAAGACUUGACCCACGCGUUUCUCCGGGAAAUUGUCAGAGCUGCGCAGCCUACAAAGCAGAUAAGCAGAUGUCCUACGGAUUCCUUUUCCCCCCACAACUAAGUUCUUCUGCUGAAGCCAAAUAUGAUGCAUUUCUCAUAACAAACGUCAUUCCAGUGUACCCGGCAUUUAAAAGGAUAUGGAACUAUUUCCAGAGAGUCCUGGUGAAACGACUUGCUUCCGAGAGAAAUAGAGUCAAUGUGAUGUGUGGGCCUAUCUUUGACUACGACUACGAUGGUUUAUAUGACUCCCCAGAAAAAAUUAAAAUCUUUGUUGACGGAUCUAUACCAGUCCCGACUCAUUACUACUGUAUCAUAACCAGCUGUCUUGAUUUUACUCAGCCAGCUGACAAGUGUGAUGGCCAACUUUCUGUACUGUCCUUUAUAAUUCCACACAGGCCAGAUAACGAUGAAAGCUGCAACUCUCCCAGGCACGGGCCCCAGAGCUCCUCUAAAGUCAGGUCAAAGGGGAUGAGUUCAGAUGAUGAGGCCAAGUGGGUGGAAAAUCUUUUAAAGAUGCACACAGCACGUGUCCGUGACAUUGAACAGCUUACUGGCCUGGAUUUCUAUCGGAAGACCAACCGCAGCUACACAGAGAUCCUUUCAUUAAAGACAUAUCUGCAUACAUACGAGGACGAGUUUUAACUCGUCCAGCAUUGUUCGUCUGUCUCUCACGUGGUGUAUAUUUUUAUAUUGUUUAUUUUUUUUGUAUUUAUUAAUUUUUAAACCAGGACACUUAAAUAUAUUAGUAUUUUAAUCCUGCAUCAAAUCUUUAAUGUUGUUUGUCUAGUUUUGUCUUUGUUUUGUUUUUACUAGUAAUACCUUUUACUCCUGCGGCUAGGCUUUUAGACUAAUGUUUUGGAAGGUGCUGCAGAAUUUAUUCUUGCACUGGGAAGUUUGAGUUUUCUAGUGUAUCGCUGAAAUGUUUGUAGUCCUUUUUACUGUGUAAUGAAUAAUGUAAAAAUUUACAUAUAUUAACUGGAAUUGUGACCAACCAUAUUUAUGCUAUAUGGAUUAAUGGAACCUCCUAUAUAAUAAAUCACACGUUCAUUUUUUAAAA
Molecule: messenger RNA, 3414 nt
Organism: Spea bombifrons (plains spadefoot toad)
Lineage: Eukaryota; Metazoa; Chordata; Amphibia; Anura; Pelobatidae
Gene: ENPP2
Product: ectonucleotide pyrophosphatase/phosphodiesterase 2
Exons: 28
Coding region: 174-2999 (941 amino acids)
Biological process (GO): immune response; phosphatidylcholine catabolic process
Molecular function (GO): scavenger receptor activity; phosphatidylcholine lysophospholipase A1 activity; polysaccharide binding
Source: RefSeq, a predicted model, not a curated record